Vespula vulgaris is the source of this 5596-nucleotide messenger RNA. RefSeq names its product spastin (gene spas). The transcript has 7 exons. The record is from RefSeq and is a predicted model, not a curated record. Gene Ontology annotation, molecular function: ATP hydrolysis activity; microtubule severing ATPase activity; ATP binding. Lineage: Eukaryota; Metazoa; Arthropoda; Insecta; Hymenoptera; Vespidae. Gene Ontology annotation, cellular component: microtubule cytoskeleton. Bases 597 to 2753 code for a protein of 718 amino acids.
UAAAAAUUAUUUAAAAUAGAAAUUAUUUACAAAGAAGAAUAUAUUAGAAAAAUUUGUAAGACGUUAAUGCAGUAAUAAAGAAACAAUGAAAACGAUCCAAAAGUAUACAUGCAACGUAUAUUGAACCGCGUGAUAAGAUUGUCAAGGUCGCCCGACAGUGUAGCUGUGGUUAGCUGAAAGAUAACACAUACAACAAAUCAAUGUUGUGACAUGUUUUUCUAUCUUUUUCUACAAAAUAUUUGUCUGUCAUAAUAUUAAUGCGUACUUAUUUAAAAUUCGACGAGAAUCAUAAGCUAUGCUACAAAAGACUCUCAAAUAUUUGAACUCUUUUGUUAUUUGCCAGUUCAUCAUACGAACGGCUCAAAAUUCUCAUUCUCUUAAAUCAAUUUUUAUUGACGUACUGCAUGUCAGUACUGACUACUCAUUUCACGUAGAUCGUACUUAUAAAAACAUCGUAAUAUCGACAUAAUUUUCUUACUUAUUAUUUGCUCCUCGAUGUUUCACAUCGGGGAUGUCGGAGCGGUUUAUUCUAAUCACUUUUUUUGACAUCGAAAAGUGUAAUUCAAUUUACCUGGAUCUGAAGAUCGCAGUAGGAAAUGUCUUACAGUGAUGGUGGGCGACCGGCACGAAAAUUCGGUACAAAGUCACCUAAGAAGCUUUGCGUGACUAAGAGUGAAAACAGUGAUAAAACUACGACGACUAUUAAUUGUAACAAUCACCAUCACAAUCAUCAUCAUCAUCAUCAUCAUAGCCAUCGAUUUCUCGAUAAUCCACAACCGUCGGUGCACAAACGCAAUUUGUAUAUUGUUUCUUUUCCCCUUAUAUUAUUGUUUAACGUUUUAAGAACUUUGCUUUAUCAACUUUUUGUGGUGUUUAAGUACUUGUAUACAUCUACCUCACAACUGAUUCAACGAAGACAAGCUACAAAGCAUAGUUGCCAGCUUGAAAUAGUUGUUGGUCAAAAGUCUGAAAAUAAUUUGACUCGUGAUUUGAUUAAUACUGCACAAAGUGAAAGUGAAGAGAUGUCACAAGUACCUAAGAGAGCGAUUGGACCUGGUCCUGGCGAUCCACUGCUCGCUAAACAAAAGCAUCACCAUCGUAGAGCUUUUGAGUUUAUUAGUAAAGCACUCAAAAUUGAUGAAGAUAAUGAAGGAAAAAAAGAAAUGGCUAUAGAACUUUAUAAAAAAGGAAUUGGCGAAUUAGAAAAAGGAAUAGCUGUUGAAUGCACUGGUGGCCGUGGCGAAGUAUGGGAACAUGCACAAAGAUUGCAUGAUAAAAUGUGUACAAAUUUAGCAAUGGCUAAGGAUAGGCUUGACUUCUUAGUGAGUGUGUGUGAGCUGAAAAAACUGGAUAUCGCCAAUGAAUAUCGUACUUCUGGAAAUAAAUUGGACAACGAACAUCCAGGAAAACUUCUGAGGGCUCGUCGCAGUGUACACACAUUACAAACUACUCGUACAGCUUCUUUAAAUAUAAGUCAUAAUAAAAAUAUGAAUAAUUCACAAACAGUAAAUACAGGACAGAACACAUGCACUCAGAUUCCCAAAUUAAGGCCACGAUCUCCAAAAAACUGUUGCGUGCAUCCUUCUGAAGCAUCUGGAAGAAAACUAUCUGUUCCUGGAAAACGAUUAAUGGGUACAAAUAUGAGUAAGAGUCAAACAUUGCCACGCAGUAUGGGUCGCACAACAAAUAUUCAACCUACUCAUAGAGUGACACCCAUAAAACCAUCGUCAACACCACCUUCUGUAAAAAGACAAUUAUCUGUACCUGGUAAUGGUUCACCUUUAAGAAGACCUGCAACACCAACUACAUCAAACAGUAACAGAAGUACACCAACACGAAAAGUACCUCUUCUAAAAGGUGUAGAUCCAAAGCUUGCUCAAGUUAUAUUAGAUGAAAUCUUAGAAGGUGGAACAGCUAUCCAAUGGGAAGAUAUUGCUGGUCAAGAGACUGCAAAACAGGCUUUGCAAGAAAUGGUGAUAUUACCCUCAUUGCGACCAGAAUUGUUCACAGGAUUACGAACUCCUGCAAGAGGAUUGUUAUUGUUUGGUCCUCCUGGAAAUGGAAAAACUCUUCUAGCACGUGCCGUAGCUACGCAAUGUAAUGCAACAUUUUUUUCAAUAUCUGCUGCUAGCCUAACUUCCAAAUAUGUAGGGGAAGGUGAAAAGUUAGUAAGGGCACUUUUUGCAAUAGCAAGAGAAUUGCAACCAUCUGUUAUUUUUAUUGAUGAAGUAGAUUCAUUAUUAAGUGAACGCAGAGAUAAUGAACACGAAGCUUCAAGACGAUUGAAAACAGAAUUUCUUGUUGAAUUUGAUGGUUUGCCAUGUAACCCUGAAGAGAGAGUGCUCGUUAUGGCUGCUACAAAUAGACCACAAGAAUUAGAUGAGGCAGCAUUGAGAAGAUUUACGAAACGAGUAUAUGUUACGCUACCAGAUAUAGCAACAAGAAUUAUGUUACUUCAGAGACUUUUAGCAAAACAUAAUGAUCCAUUAACAAAGGAAGAACUCAAGGAAAUGGCGAUUUUAACAGAAGGAUAUUCUGGAAGUGAUUUAACUGGUUUAGCAAAGGAUGCAGCCCUUGGUCCUAUCAGAGAGUUGAAUCCAGAUCAGGUUAAAGAACUUGAUCUUAAUUCUGUACGCAAUAUUACAAUGCAAGAUUUUCGUGAUUCUCUGAAGAGAAUUCGUAGGUCAGUAUCACCUGCUAGUUUGGCUGCAUAUGAGAAAUGGAACUUUGCGUAUGGUGACGUAAGUCUUUGAUUUAAGUUAAAUGUCUCUGGGAAGAGGCUUCCAAAUUAAUUAUUUUUCGAUAUGAGUUCAUAUUUGUGGUAUGAUAUAUAUUUGAAAUAUUUGAAGAAAGAAAAAGGAUGUUCACAACAUUAUAAAGUAAUUUAUUGGGACAUAUUGAGUAGAAUGUAUAUAUGUAAUGUUUUUUUUUUAAUAUUUCAAUUAAUCUACAAUUAACGAAACAAAAUAUUAACGAAAACGAAUAAAUACUGUAGCCAUAUAACCAAUGAUAUUUUUUUGAUAAUGCAAUAUAAUAUCAUAUAAAAUAUAACAUUCACUAUAUUUAGUAUGAAUUAUAUAUAUGAAUAUGACUAAAAAUGAAUUUGUAUCUUAGUCAUUAUUUUGUUAUAAUAUUGUAAUAGUUUUUAUUAUAUUUAAUGCCAUAGAGUCCUAAUAAUUUGAUUCCCUUUUUUUCAAAUUUUUGUUAUUUACAAUAAGCUAGUUCAUAAUAUUUUUAUCAAGUCUUACUUUAUUACUUACAUGCAGAAUGCAUAAUUUUGAAUAUUCUAAUGAAUAUUGCUAUGUAUUACAGCAAAGUUGUAGAAAAGUACUUUAUAUCAGAUAUAUUGUAAAUAAGUUAUUGUUGAUAUACAUAUAUUGAUAUGAGUGAUGAGAUAUAGCACUGCAGGAACAGCUGUAUCUAUAAAAAGAAGCAGCAUGCAUCUACUUAAAUAGUAAGAAUAAAGUUUAAUUCUGUUAUAACUAAUAAUGGUUAUGACAUUAUUACAAUUAAAUAUCAAUUAAUAGGUGUAUAUUGCAAUGCAAUAUAAUGCAAUGCAAAACGACACACAGACACACACGCGCGCGCGCGCAUGCAGUAAAUUGUACACAUCCAGGUAUUACAUUAUAGGUAUUGUUAUAUUUAAAGUACAGCUCAAAAAUUUAUUUGAUCGUUAUUAAGAACAAUGUAUUAUAACUUGUUUGACUAAUACUAUUUGCCAAAGGUGAUGGUAUUUUACUUUAAUGCAUAUUACACAAAACAACGAAAUGAAUGUAAUGGGUAUGAAAAAUUACAGUGAUUUAUGGUUAAUAAGAAAAUAAUCGAAAAACAAUAUCAUUACGAAAAAUGUAAAAAAGAAAUACCCUGCAAUGUAUACGUAUGGGUAUAUAAUAUUCGUCCAUUGCUUCCAGUGCUCAAAUAUAGAAUAAUCAUUGUUCAUGUGAUCGAAACAAUCUGUGACUUAAAAGUGCGUUGAAUGCAUGUAUAUAGUUGAUAAGCUAAUUCCAAUAUAAAUUCUAUUAUGAGCUUUUAUCAUUUAAUUGUGUGUCCUUGCUUAUAUAUUAAGUCUUUUAUAGUCUUCAUAAAUUAUUGUACUCUAUAAUAUCAGUAAAUUUAAAUAGUAAAUUAUAUUAAUCACCUAAAUAUGCAUAUUAUUUUAGUAGAGAACUGAUCAUUUGUUACCGUAAAUAUUUCAUAUUAAAUGUAUCAUAAUGGAAGAGUAAUAUAUAGAACUCAUUGAAAACUUAAUUUCUCAUUUAAAAAUUAUAGCUUUUUCAUCUUAACAUUUUGUAAUUAUAUGUAAUUGUAAAAUGGAACAACACAAUUGUGUUAUGAUGUAAUCUGUAUUUGUGAAAAUGUUAAUAGCUUUUUAAUAUAUUUAAAUUAAUACAUGUGCAUUGUCAUUGCAUUCGUUAAACUAGAGCAUGGUGGAAAUUCUGACGCUGGUCUAAAAUAUAAUUAAUGUGUUAGAGUUAAUAUAAGAUGAUGUUUUGUAUAAAUUUUCUUAGCACAUUAACAAAGUAAAAGUGCCAACGCAGUUACAUUAAUCCAACCUGCUCUGUUUUCGAUUGCAUUGUGAUAUUUGCUUAUCAUAAAAUUUUGUACUUUUUCACUGCCUAAGUUUAAGUUAUGCUCACUUCGUGUGCAUCAUUGUAUGCAUUGUAUGUAUAAAGACCUUCUUCGAUGUAACUCCAAAUUGUCAGCCUUAUAUAACAAAAUGAGAUGACAUAAAAAUACGUUAAAAAAAAAACAGGCCUUCCAUUCUAAACAUGCUCAGCCUUGAUUAAGUUAUUUUGCUACUUUUAUAUCAUAUAAUGAUAAAUUUAUAAGGUAACAUCUGACUAACUUGUUAUAAUAGUAAUUAAUGCUAUUUAAGCUAUAUCUAGUUAUUGAUUGGGAUGCUGAAAAAAAUGUAUGCACAUGCAUUUUUUAAAUCUUUGAACAAAUGUGCACACUGUGAUGAUGAUUCAAUCGCGUAUUUAAUUAUGUAUUUAAAAAUAUAUUAUUCUAAGUCUUACAUGAUAAUACCUUUGAUAAUUCAUACUCUCUUGAAUGCUAUAAAUAACUUAGGUCUUAGGCAUUGAAACCUAUAAUUUGCAAUUUCAGUAGCAGUUUCUGAACAAAAAAAGAAGAAAAAUAAUAAAAAGUAAUAUAUAUAAAAAAAAAAAAAAAACAGGAAAUAAGAAACAAAUCGGUUGAACAUUUCCGUCAGAUCGAUGUGCAUAAUAUUGUAUUAAAAAAUAUAGCCCUUGCAUCGCAUAUUUAUAAGUUCGUCUUGUUGCCUAGAUAUUGCAGUAAAAACACGUGUGUGCGUUUUCACCUCAGUAUUAUAUAUUGUAUUAUGAGUAGAAUAUGUUGACCUUUACGUAUAUGAUGUUACAUAUUUAAGUUCGCGUUGAGAACAAAUAUUGUUAAUGACAAAUAGUUAAUGUUGAUGUUCCUUACCGUUAUUUAAUCAUAUAAAGUAACUUUUAAUUCGCAGUCAUACUUUAAUACUCCAUACUCUGUACAAAAUUGUAAUACUUUGAUUAUUACUUUAUUGCUAUCACAAUGUACGAACUAUAUAUGCAGUAAAAUCACGAUGGAAUGGAUAGUA